Molecule: messenger RNA, 801 nt
Organism: Musa acuminata AAA Group (dessert banana)
Lineage: Eukaryota; Viridiplantae; Streptophyta; Magnoliopsida; Zingiberales; Musaceae
Product: light-harvesting complex-like protein OHP2, chloroplastic
Exons: 2
Coding region: 83-571 (162 amino acids)
Cellular component (GO): chloroplast thylakoid membrane
Source: RefSeq, a predicted model, not a curated record
UCUCUCUCUUCCACACAAAUCCAACUUUUAAGGCCAAAAGAGGAAAAGGAACACACAGGAGAGAUACAGAGAGCGCAAGAAGAUGUCUGUAGCUACCACAAUUCCUUCCAUCAGGAUCAGAAUCUCUCCUCACCCUUCUCGUAGAGUGGCUUUGAGGCCAUCUGCCAUCGUUAGGUGUUCCGGAGCUGAUGGCCCUUUGAGGAGACCUGCAGCUCCUUCUCUCUCCCCUCCUCCGCCACCACUUUCUCCACCCACUUCCACCUCAGCUCAGUCUCCGAAGCCAGUGGAGCUGGCGGCGGCUGCGGCUGCGGCCACCAAAGAGAUGGUGGUGACUUUGGAGUAUCAGAGGAAGGUGGCAAAGGAGCUGCAGGACUACUUCAAGCAGAAGAAGCUUGAGGAGGCAAACCAAGGCCCCUUCUUUGGUUUCUUGGGCAAGAAUGAGAUCAGCAAUGGCAGAUGGGCUAUGUUUGGAUUUGCCGUAGGGCUGCUAACAGAGUAUGCAACGGGCGCAAGUUUCGUUCAACAGCUGAAGAUCCUUCUAUCCAAUUUUGGAAUUGUGGACUUGGAAUGACACAUCAUGAUCCAGUUCUGUGUAAGUUGAAUAAGUCCAGCAUUCUUCUUCAUUUGGGCGAAUGCGAUAAAUCUGUAUUUUCUUUCACUCUCACAUACUGCAUGUUCCUUCUCUCGAAGAAGUAUAAGCAUGUAAAAGGUUUUAGGUUUUGUUGAUUUGUAUGGAAGAACUAUUUCGUUUGGUUUUCCAUCAAUGCUUAGUACUUACAGUGGACAAUGGCUACUUCUGCA